AGGCGUUGUUAUCAUCAAUUUGACAAAAACGAGAGCGUCGUUCAGUCGGUUCAGUGGCGGUAGGUGUUAAAUGUGUACAUACGUGUGCUAAGCAUUUUCUGGCACUGUGAUCCUGUGAUGUCUGAGGAAGAAAUGACAACAGACCACGGCCUGCUGGCUAGAGCAACCGCUCUGGAGCAAGAAGUGCAAGAACUGCGGCAAACGCCCGCACCGAUGCCGUCGGACGCCGAUUACGACAGCCGCUUUUUGAAUGUAUACCGGGAACUGACCGCGGGCAGAGUUCCCCACGCCAUACCAAAACCGCUGCUAAAGGACAAGGUCCUGCAGAGUUUGAGAAAUGAACAGGAAAGCCUGAAACGCACUCUCGCUGUGUACACCUGCCGCGUUAAAGCCGCCGAGGAGGAGAUCGCCGACUUGGAGGACCACAAUAAAGUCGUGGCCGGUGCAAAAAACGGAGCGUCGCCCGUACCGAGUGACUACCGCGCCGUGAAAACGUUGACCAGCACGCGAAAAAAGCAAAUUGCCGAGUACCUCCACAACUUCUACCCGAAGCCUCAUGAAAUUGCACACACUGCUGCACACAGCUAUCUCACGCUGAACGAGAUUUUGGACAGGCUACUGGACGCCAGCGUCAAUCCACCAGAGGCACGAUACAUCAGACUGGGACCGGAGUUUUGGCCGCCAGAUGUACAAGUGCUUCUGAAUAUGAACUUGGUUGAGCGAGACCCUGACAGGAGUGACCAUGUCAGGUUGCAGGACUGCGGUUGAGCUUUGCUUCUAAAUGUGACUGUCCCCAAAAAAGUGUUAUUGGCUUUGUAAGCCUUUGUUGUCAGUGUGGGAUUAUGUAGCGACUAAGAGCAUAUGAUGACGUAUGCCUUAGUGGAAAUAUAUGUGCUUCUUGAAAACAAGCAUCAUGCAGGCAGCAGCUGUGAAUAUUGCAAGAUUUCUUUUAGUGCCAGUUACCUUUGCAAUAGCUUAACAGAAGGUCAUCAUGUUGUGCAUGAAAUCAAUUCGCUGACACUAUUGCAGACACUUUCUUACCUAGCUUCCAGCCAAAGCGUUUGCUAAUCACGUGGUCUGUACGCUGUGCGAUAUCCUUGUGCAGUAGUUCACAAAGCUUUCACUGCUUCCACGGCUGUUCAACAUUAAAGGGGCACUUAAAUACUUUUCUAGCUAAUCAUAGAAUGACCUCACUUAGAAGUCGUCUCGCCAAUGUCGUGCCACAAAAAUUUUUGGAAUCCUCCAACUGUAAGUGGAGUUAUUGCACUGAUACCCGGCUUUCUUGCUGUCUUCGUCUCUGCUAAAUUAAGUUUAAAUUAUGGGGUUUUAUGUGCCAAAACUACUUUCUGAUUAUGAGGCACGCCGUAAUGGAGGAUUCUGGAAAUUUUCACCACCUGGGGUUCUUUAAUGUGCACCUAAAUCUAAGCACGCAGGUGUUUUUGCAUUUCGCCCCCAUCGAAAUGCGGCCGCCGUGGCUGGGAUUCGAUCCCGCGACCUCGUACUCAGCAGCCCAACAGCAUAGCCACUGAGCAACCACGGCGGGUUUCGUCUCCGCUAGCGCGCUGGAAACUAGACAGCGGAGAAGACAAGAGGACAAAGCCCCGGCCAGGAGUUGAACGUCGUGGUGGUGAAAGGACUCGUUUGGCGGCAGUGGUAGACUACGCUACGCGCUAGCAAAACACGCUGAUCCUGACUGAAUUGAUAAGCAGAAAGCUUGGAUAGCUUGGAAUACAUUUAUCCCCGCUUGUAGAACAAGCUCAUGCCGUUUGGACAUAGCUCAUAGCUCUGUCACAUGAGCAUGCAAAAACUCUUUUACACAAGUGGUCUUUUACCAACUUGAAAGACUUUAAUGAAGAGGCAUUGCACAUCAGACACGUGGCACCGACAGUAUCUUUUUAGUGUUUCCUCCUGGACACGCUACCGAAAGCGUGGUGCUGGCAUUCAAAACAAAACCGGGCAAAUUAAAGUGAUCUAUCUCGAAAUAUAAGUGAAAGGUUGUUGUAUUGCACAUUUUUCAAAUAAGCUUAACAAUGCCAGAUUAGGAAACAUUACAGCGAAGAUUUA
Dermacentor andersoni is the source of this 2064-nucleotide messenger RNA. RefSeq lists its product as uncharacterized. The record is from RefSeq and is a predicted model, not a curated record. Gene Ontology annotation, biological process: kinetochore assembly. Gene Ontology annotation, cellular component: nucleus. Lineage: Eukaryota; Metazoa; Arthropoda; Arachnida; Ixodida; Ixodidae.